AUGCUGUUACGUUUCACAUUAUUGACAACACUUUGCUUUUGUGCCGCUCAAGCGGUGCUUAGUGGCAAAGAUUUAAAACGACGCGAAGCGGGUUUCGAUACCUAUGGACCCCCACCACGACCAGCCCCACAAUAUGGACCGCCACCACAGCAGCAGCAACAGCAUAUACCCCAUCGUGAAUAUGGUGUGCCACAGCAGAUUCCAUUCCGGGAAUACGGUCCACCCGCACUGAAGUACGGACCACCAAAGCUUAACUUUUUGGGAGGUGGCGGCGGCGGCGGUGGUUCCAGUUCCUCGUCGUUGCAUGAACAAAUCAAGACACACUUCGGUGUGCCAAAGCCAUUCUAUGGACCUCCUCAUAUUCAGCAUAAGCCUGCUCCUCAGUAUGGACCACCACCACCGAAACCACAGUACGGACCACCACCACCACAGUAUGGACCACCACCUCCACAGCCAGCUCCACAGUAUGGACCGCCACCACAGCCAGCUCCCCAGUAUGGACCACCACCGCCAUUGAAGUUGCAACAUCGUCCAGCUCCUCAGUACGGACCACCAAAACCACAGUACGGGCCACCACCACCACCACCGCAACCACUGCCGUUGCCCCAUUCCGCCCCAUUGUUCAAGCCAGCUCAUCAACCGGCUACAUCCUAUGGACCACCCGCUUCGGGACCCCUUAAUUUGCCACCUAAGCCAUUGUACGAUGCACCACCACCCAAUUAUGGACCACCACCACUGCCAAUCAGUUUGCCUGGACCACAACCGGCUACCUUUAACCGUGUGCCCGAGACCACCAUUAUUCUGAGUGGCCACGGACCCAGCGGUCCUGGACCCCUUAUCGGAGGACCUGGUCACGGCCCCGUCAAGCAAGUUCAAAUCCAAAUUGAUGCCUCUGGCCACACCCACAGUGUGAGUGGGUCACAGGCGCCCUUCCACACGGCGUGUGACGGCUGGAAACCCAUUCCGGCUCCAGUUGGCGCCUACGUUGAACAAAACCACAUUGAGACGCAGGGUGGCUACAGCAACGUGGCUCAGGCCCAGGCUCAGGGGUACAGUGGGUCAGGUGGCAGCAUUGUCGAUGGCCUCACCGACGAACAAUUGGUUGCAGUGGCUCUACAGGGCGGAGCUGGUGCUGAUAAUGUGCAUGUUCUAACUGGUGGUGGAUCUGGACCUGGACCAUCUGGCCCAUCUCUCGAUGCACACAUUAACUCCAUUGAAUCGGAAGCGCUUCAGGUUUCUCUUGGGUCAAUUGAUGACUCCUAUACCAAGCCACCGUCAGAUUCUUAUGCUCCCGGCUCGGUGCACGCUCAAAAGUACCAGACUAUCGGACACUCUUUGCCACCGCCACCACCCAGUGGUAACUAUGGACCACCACCACCACCCAGCGGCAACUAUGGACCACCACCACCCCCCAGUGGCAACUAUGGACCACCACCACCACAACCCAUUGGCAAAUAUGGCCCACCACCCAGUGGUAACUAUGGACCACCACCACCGCAAUUUGCUGCCCUCACAGGAGGCAGUCCCAAUGGUCAAUACGGUCCACCACCAUCAGGUAACCCACAGUCAAUUGUGCAACACGGAGGCGUGCAGCCAAACAAACCUGUAGCCUACCGUCCCCCGGUACCUGUUGGCCUGAUUGAGUCCAUCGGAGCCACUGUCCAGCACUUGGAUCAGUUCGGAGUUAAGCCACCACAGCAAGCACCCACUUACAUACCGCCAGCUGCCCAUGAGAUUGCUCUAAGUGGACCACCUGCACCACCGGUGCCAGCUCCACAGGCUUUGUAUCAGCCACCACCGCCAGUAUCGCAAGGUCCUCAGGUAAUUCUGCAGCAGCAAUUGCCACAACCUCAGCCAGGACCAGCUUUCAUUCACCAUGCGAAGCCACAGCAGUUCGGACCACCCCCACCACCACCACCACAACCACAGCCUCAAUACUUGCCUCCACCACCACCACCACAAUCUGCGAUAGCACGUCCCACUCAGCAGUACUUGCCACCCCCUCAGGCAGUCUUCUUCCAGCAGCAGCAGCAGCAACAGCAGCAGCAGCAUCAUCACUCGGAGAAUAGCUACAGUGCCUCCCAGUACAACCAACAGUUUGUCCACUCUCAGGGUCUGCCUUUGUCCCAGCAAGCUCCACGAUUCAAUCAGUUGCCACAGCAGUUACCCCAACAACCGUUGGUGGUGCACGAUUGCGGACAUGGACCCAAUCUAGUGAGCAGCAAUGGCUAUCAAGUGGAGCAGCAGCAGCAGCAGCAGCAACAGCAUUUCGGCAGCAUAUCAGCUGCUUCCUCUGGUGCUUACAAUGCCAUCUCGCAGAGCAUUCCCGUGGCCGAGCAGCAUACACAAUUCUUAGCUGAUAGCUAUGGACCACCCGCCUCUGGUAAUGACAUCGAUUUCGACCACACCGGCUAUGCCUCUCAGAAGAAUGCAGUCGCUGCCUUGCCCGAUGGCACGGAUCCUCAGCAAUUGCCCGGUCUCGAUGGCCUCAAUGUGAUCUCGGCCCAGAAAUCUCAGAGCAUACAGUUGGGCGAUGGCGCUGCCGCUCCAUCCCAGAACUUCCAAGUACAGUUUGGUGGCUCAUUGAAUAAUCCACAAAAUGGAGCAGCCACAGCGCACGGUGAUCAGUCGGCCAAUCACGAGGAGAUUCUCUCACAGGGUCUUCUCCAGUCCAUUUUGACGGCCAUUGAGCAGCAGCCACAGCAACAGCCGGGCCAGUCCCUUCCUCAGAACCACAAGGCCCAAAGCCGUUCCGAUGAUGAGCACGAAGAGCAUGAUGACCAGGUGGAUUCCCUGGAUGAUGAAGAUGAGCAUGAUCAUGCGAACAGUGCCUCGAAUCGCGUGGAGGUGCGUGUCCUGCCACCGAGCGACGCCCAGGAGGAGGAGACCCCUGCGGAGGUCAAGGAAAUCGAGCCAAUUGUGGCCGCCGAUGUCGGGGAGGAGGAGAAUGCCAAGCAUUAGGCACUAAGUCAUUAGUUAUCAUUCGAAAUCCUCAUUUAGCUGCUUUAUUCGUAUUUAUUGCUGCCUCAUCACACACACACACACACACACAUACACAUACUUAUCAUCGAGUUUCUUUCUCUUCUAUUCUUCUA
Molecule: messenger RNA, 3095 nt
Organism: Drosophila willistoni
Lineage: Eukaryota; Metazoa; Arthropoda; Insecta; Diptera; Drosophilidae
Product: extensin
Exons: 2
Coding region: 1-2961 (986 amino acids)
Source: RefSeq, a predicted model, not a curated record